UGAUAUUAUGGCGGCCUGAAGACGUGCAAACAAAAUAUACAUCUACAGCGAACCCGAUCGUGUAUUCUGGAUAUGGAGAUGAAAAUAUACAUAUUAAUUGCUGCUAUUGUCUUAUGUUCAGCAUGCUACACGUUCGCGGAAUAUCGCCGUGUAUGUUACUAUACCAACUGGUCGCGCUACCGUCGUGGACUUGGUCAAUACUUCCCUAACCAUACCGAUCCUCAUUUGUGCACCCAUCUUAUUUUUUCCUUCGCCAAACUCGAGAAAAGUGAACUGGCUUUUUAUGAUGGUGACGAAAAUCUGUACAAGGAAAUAAACGACCUGAAAAAGGUCAACCCCAAACUGAAGACAAUGCUUGCGGUCGGGGGAUGGACCCAAGAAAGUAUUGAGUGGUCCGCUACUGUGUCAAAAACAAAUAAAAUGAACAAGUUCAUCGUGAAAUCCAUCCCGUUCUUACGUAAAUAUAGAUUCGAUGGCCUGGAUCUGGACUGGGAAUAUCCAGCGCUACGUGCCGGGGCCAAUGCUACAACCGACAAACAUAAUUUCGGAAUCCUCUGUAAGAAACUACGCCUGGCAUACGACAGAGAAGCUAGAUUGACGAGAAAACCACGGCUGCUGCUCUCCGUGGCAGUAGGGGCGGCGAAAAAAAUCAUCGACGUCUCAUAUGAGGUCCCAACAAUAUCUAAGUACGUGGACUUCAUCAACCUGAUGAGCUAUGACUUACACGGAAGCUGGCUUAUGUACACCGGUCACCACUCAUUGUUAUUCGACAGAGGCUACAAUAGCGAAAAUGCAGAAGAUGUUUAUCUCGAUAUCGACUGGGCUGCUCGUUACUGGGUUCUGCUUGGUGCGCCAAAAGAACAGAUAAACAUAGGGCUCUCUUUCUACGGUCGGGGCUUUACACUGAAAGAUCCCAAAGACAACGGAUUUGGAGCGAAAACGAAGGGACCUAACCGGCCUGGUCCAUUUACGAGAGAGUCUGGCUACGUUGCAUACUAUGAGGUUUGUAUGCUGCUAUCCCGAGGAGGACAGGCAUACCGGGAGGCAGGCGAACCCUACUACGUCAAUGGUAACCAAUGGAUCGGCUACGAUGAUGAAGAGAGUAUAGCAAACAAGGUUGCCUGGUUGAUCAGUGAGGGUUUUGGUGGUGCUAUGAUGUGGGCGCUUCCCUUAGACGACUUCAACAUGGAAUGCCCACGGUCAAAUAGAAAGUUUCCACUAGCAAAUCGAGUGAAAGACGAUCUUUUGGCUGCGGAAUCGGUAGUAACCGCGACUACUGUUGCUGCUGCUGUUUCUUCCACAUCCACGGAGGAUCAGUGGUCUAUUCUUAAAGAUAUCGUGUCCGUGACUGGUCACCGCCUGGUCUGUAUCUACGAUGUAUGGUCUUCCAAUAGACCAGGCAUAGGCCGAGUUGUCCCAGAUGAUAUAGACCCACACCUUUGUACGCAUCUCAUUUUUGCAAACGCCAUGAUUAAAAAAAACGGCGCGGUGCUUUACAGAAGAAGAAAUGCGGACACAGUGCAUUAUGAACCAUUUACAAAUCUUACGUUAAAAAACCCAUCAUUAAAGGCACUUAUAAUGAUUACUGAAGACGUGAGCAAAGGAAUGGCGAUGAGCGUCAUGGCGGAGGAUCCCACAACUCGGGCCGCGUUUGUUGCAUCCGUUAUUACAUUCUGUAGGAAACGCAGCUUUGACGGCGUGGCUCUACAGUGGACAGUCCGCAACUCUACACACUUCAAAGCGUUAAGCGAGGAACUUCGAGCUGCAUUUGAUGCUGAAAACACAACAGAAAAAUUGAUUCUUGCUGCUCAGCUCGCUGGACAUAGUAUUGAUGACAUAGAUGCUUAUUAUGAUAAAUAUACAAUCAAAACAACAAUUAUAGAUAACUACGACUUCGUCAAUUUGGACACCUACAGUCUGUAUGAUACGCCGGUGGUAACCGCUCACCAUAGUCGCAUUACUGCGAGGGAUGACAGCACGGGAGAGGACAAAUUUCUCAACAUAAAAAGUAUUGCAGCUUAUUUCACAUAUCUCGGAGUUCCAAAAUCGAUGAUUAAUGUUGGAAUCGCAACGUACGGAAGUGGGUAUACAUUAACCAACACCAGUGAUUACGGCAUCGGGGCACCUGUCAGCGGAGGGAGUAUUUCCGGAAAUUUCUCCAACACUCCAAGUUUCUUGGCAUACUAUGAGAUUUGUUCCCUUCUGAAUAAUAAUGACGGCACGAUGUAUAGUGAUUUCGGAGUUCCUUACUACGUAAGAGGCGACCAGUGGAUUGGCUACGACGAUAUUACCAGCUUAACAGAAAAGGCGGAAUGGAUAGUAAAUGAAGGAUACGGCGGUACGUCUAUUUGGUCUUUGACAUUUGACGAUUACAAUCAAAAUUGUCCCACAUCAGAUCGCGACUUUCCACUAAUCAACACUAUCAAGGAUGUAUUUGAUGAUGCGGCCAAACCUAAACUGUAUAGACGGGUAUGCUACUUCAGCACGUGGUCGGAGGACAGGCCAGGAAAAGGAGCCUUCAUGGCCGACGACAUUGACCCAGAUCUCUGUACUCAUCUCGUGGUAGCCUUCGCCGAGGUGUCGGAGAAUAGCACCCUGGAAGCUUACGAUGCAGGCGACAUUUCCAUAUAUCAACGUGCCAUAGCCCUAAAAGGAGCUAACCCAGACCUGAAGGUACUACUUUCUGUUGGCGGAUGGGCACAAGGAAGCGAAAGAUUUUCUUUCAUGGUUUCAGGACCAAAACGCAGGAGAAACUUUACUUCCAGUGCUAUGCUUUUUCUACGUAUGUAUGGAUUCGAUGGCCUUGAUUUAGCUUGGUUGUAUCCAACUCAAAGAGAUGGAGGAGAAGACACAGACAGAAAAAAUUUCGGGAUUCUCGUUAAGUUAAUGAGGAGGGAGUUUGAUGGGGAAACUCUAACUGGAAACAUGACUAAACUAAUGUUGACGGCUUCAGUUGCUGCAGAACAGGAACAUAUUGACUACGCAUACGAUGUGAAGGCUUUGUCAGAGAAUUUGGAUUAUAUCAGCAUCCAGACGUUUGACAUGCAUGGUCAUUGGGACAUGGAGACAGGCCACCAGAGUCAAUUACGACCUUUCCCUUAUCAAACUGGAACCGAAGCCAAUCUAAACAUGGACUUUGCUGGAAAAUAUUGGCAAAUGCUUGGUGUGGACAAAGACAAGAUCAAUAUAGGCAUCCCUACAUUUGGACGGGGUUUUAACGUUUCAGACGCGAACAUGGAUUGGCGUGUAGGAUUGCCAAUUGAUGGACCAAGCAAAGAGGGCCCCUACACCGACGAGGAAGGCUUCUUGGCGUAUUACGAGCUUUGCGACCUACCAGGAACGGAAAAAAACUUAGGAGAUGCCAUUAUCAAGUACGGUGAUGAUAACUUAUGGAUUGGUUUUGAGAACGCUGAUACCCUACAACGAAAAAUGCUUUGGCUGAUGAGUGAGGGUUAUGGCGGAGUCAUGAUUUGGUCUUUGGACCUAGACGACUUUAAAGGGAACUGCUCUGACUCAACUUCAAACUUCCAUCUCAUCAAUCAAAUAAAGGAUACUCUCCUUAGUGAUCCGAAUGGCUUAGUUUCAACUGUCCCGCCACCUUCAACAACAACAUUCGAAACAACAACCAUGGAGGAAACCACAACUCCAAUUCCAUCGACCACCCAGGAAGCUUUUGUCAAUUGCACUGCACCUCCUACCGGUGGACCAUACCCAAACAACAAUGACUGUAGAACCUUCUACAAGUGUUCGCAUGGCGUAGCCCAUCUGUACAAUUGUCCAGGACCAUUAUCGUAUGACAGGGCUCACAGAGUAUGCAACUGGGACCGCCAUACUAACUGUUGAAAAUGAAUUCUAUAAGCCAUCGACUGUUUUGAUUUAAUGUAAAUAGAUAUAACUAUAUCAAAAAGCAAACUUUGAUGUGACAUGCUGAAAUUGUUGUGAUGACCACUUUAUUUAUUGUGUGAACAAAUCAAUAAAAGCUUGUUACAAUUCCCCA
Messenger RNA from Pecten maximus, 3997 nucleotides. RefSeq names its product probable chitinase 10. Gene Ontology annotation, molecular function: chitin binding; chitinase activity. Gene Ontology annotation, cellular component: extracellular region. The coding region runs from base 73 to 3843 and encodes 1256 amino acids. The transcript is spliced from 23 exons. NCBI's taxonomy places the organism in Eukaryota, Metazoa, Mollusca, Bivalvia, Pectinida, Pectinidae. The record is from RefSeq and is a predicted model, not a curated record. Gene Ontology annotation, biological process: carbohydrate metabolic process; chitin catabolic process.